Amborella trichopoda is the source of this 2039-nucleotide messenger RNA. RefSeq names its product VAN3-binding protein. Gene Ontology annotation, biological process: leaf vascular tissue pattern formation; phloem or xylem histogenesis; auxin-activated signaling pathway. Lineage: Eukaryota; Viridiplantae; Streptophyta; Magnoliopsida; Amborellales; Amborellaceae. The record is from RefSeq and is a predicted model, not a curated record.
AAGCAGAGGAGAGAGAGAGAGAGAGCCAUUAAAAAGCAGAGAGAAACGAAGGCUACCCAGUAAAAAGCAGAGGAGAGAGAGAGAGAGCCAUUAAAAAGCAGAGAGAAACGAAGGCGACAACAUAGUCGAGAGAGAGCAGAAAUACGCGAUGGCGGAAUUAGAAAGUAGAGAGAGAAAAACGAUGGCAGUCGCAAAAGAAAAAGAAAGAGAGAGAAAACGAAACUGUUUAUUGGGAUAGGGGGCAACGCUAUCAGAGAGCGCUCAGAUAGUGGCAGUGAAUAUUUUUCUUUCUCUGACAUUCCGCCUCGUUUGUCUCGGCCCCUCCUCUCUUUCUCUCUCUCUAUAUAUACAGAGCUUAACUCCAUGAACCCAGACCCUUCAAUGGAAGAGGAAGAGAGCAUCAACCGUGGACGAACCAGUUCCAGCUCUGCAACUGCAUGUUUCAUGGAGGAAGAAGAGGCCUCUGCUCAUCGUCUGUCCUCUACAUUUUAUCCACCUGAAACUCCAAAAGAACCAAUGGAGUUUCUGGCCAGGUCGUGGAGCCUCUCCGCUCUUGAGGUUUCAAAGGCUCUGCGGAAAGGUGGUCCUAAUGGCUCCAUGGCUAUACUCGAAGAGAAUGGGGGAGAAGCAGAGGAGGCUGCAUUGGUGGCUACUAAUCCUUUCACAUUUGCCUCUUCUCUCACUUCACAGCUUGUGAUGGAGCGGAUCAUGUCUCAGUCUCAAGAAGUCUCCCCUCUUACUUCAGGGAGACUGUCACACAGCAGCGGACCAUUGAAUGGAUCCUUCACCGACAGUCCUCCUCUUUCACCUUCUGAAAUGGACGAUUUGAAGUUAUGUAGAUUAAGCAACACCCUCAAGGCUCAGCAACACUACAGAGGGAAGACUGUGGGGCGAUGGCUCAAGGACAGGCGAGAGAAAAAGAAAGAGGAGUCACGUGCCCAGAACGCACAGCUGCAUGCAGCCGUUUCAGUGGCUGCAGUGGCUGCUGCAGUGGCGGCGAUAGCUGCUGGAACAGCCGCCGCCAACAAGGGCGAGGGCCAGUCGAAGACCGACGCGGCAGUGGCGUCUGCAGCUGCACUUGUGGCAGCUCAGUGUGUGGAAGUGGCCGAGAGCAUGGGGGCAGAUAGGGAGCACCUCGGCUCGGUUGUGAGCUCGGCUGUGAAUGUUAGGUCACCUGGUGACAUCCUCACCCUCACUGCUGCCGCGGCCACAGCCCUUCGAGGUGCGGCUACACUGAAAGCGCGAGCUUUGAAAGAGGUUUGGAACAUUGCGGCUGUGAUCCCUGUUGAGAAGGGGAUCCCACACCAGGCAGAGUCAGGGUUUAGUGGGGAAUUGGUUACAGAAGACAAGGUGGUGGGGCUUUGCACUCAAGAACUGGUUGCUAGAGGAGGCGAACUUCUCAAACGCACUAGAAAGGGGGACCUCCACUGGAAAUUUGUUUCGGUUUAUAUCAACAGAUUGGGCGAGGUCAGUCUUAAGAUGAAGAGCAGGCAUGUAGCAGGGACCAUAACCAAGAAAAAGAAGAACAUUGUAUUGGACGUGUGCAAGGAUGUUGCUCCUUGGCCUGGUCGACCUUUGAUAGAGGCAGGAGAGCGCCCCAGAUACUUUGGCCUGAAAACUGCUGCGCGUGGGGUUGUAGAAUUCGAGUGUCAAAAUAGCAGGGAGUAUGAAAUAUGGACCCAAGGAGUUUCAAGGCUACUAACUAUUGUCCGAGAGAAGAAACGCCAUGCCUAAAAUCAAUGUGCAAUCCAAUCUUUGAUGCGAUUUUCUGUUCAAGUUUUGUUGUGAUCAAAGUCCCAAGGUUUAAACAGAGGCAUAUGGGGCUUUUGUAAUGUCGCUUUGCUUCGACAACCCCCCACUUUUGUACUAGGGCAAAAUGAAGAUUUCCUAUAGAUUGGGGCUUCUUGUAUUGUAAAAUGUAAUUAUUUUAGUGGUUUAUCAGUGAAUUAGUUUUUGAUGGCCUUUAGUUUUUCUCAGUGUAUAGUGGAACAAUCAGAGCUUGAAACUACAUAUAACUGUUUCCUGGCAUUCCAUCGUGA